AUGGCAGGCGGGCAGCUUUUUGGUUUUGGUGCUGACGUUGGCAAUAUUACGGCUUCUGCAACGCAAAAAUCGGGUCCAGAUCGAACUAUUAUAACGUGGGAAAAGCCGUUCCUGAAAAGGAUCGAGGAAUCAGCAGCUGAGCAUGCUAGCUCUCUGAACGACAGUGAGCGAGAACAGUUGCAAACGAUAUUUGAAGUGCACGAAUCAGAGGGUUCCAGUUGCGAUGAGUCGCGAACACCGUCAGUUAUUCUUGAUGCUAUCACUGUUCCUGAUGCUGUUGUUGCUUCGUCGUCGAGUUUCGAAAAAAAUUCAAAAGAUGAUCUGGAAUCACAACAAAGGAUACACCGCAGCUGCUCCGAGAUACUGACAUUGCCGUUUUAUGAGCGAAAAAGCGUCCACGACUGCAUUGCUUAUUUGAACAGUAAGCAGUUCUUCUGCCCACGUCGUUCGUUACCAGUUGCGUCAAAAAAGAGCAGUUCACUUCAAGCACCUCAGAUAAGCAGGAGCAAAAUGAGACGCUUAUCCUCAAUAAUAAUUGAAUGGGAACGGGCCGGACGUUCAUCGAUCUCAGAUUUUACACGUUUUUAUAGUCUGGCACAUCGAGAAUCGUUCUACUGUGCAAAACGUAAACUCGCUGGUCUCAAGGUAAUAGUGAAUUAG
This is a messenger RNA of Gongylonema pulchrum, 660 nucleotides long. The record is from the annotation of a GenBank genome assembly. Lineage: Eukaryota; Metazoa; Nematoda; Chromadorea; Rhabditida; Gongylonematidae.